Solanum dulcamara is the source of this 1965-nucleotide messenger RNA. RefSeq lists its product as uncharacterized. Lineage: Eukaryota; Viridiplantae; Streptophyta; Magnoliopsida; Solanales; Solanaceae. The record is from RefSeq and is a predicted model, not a curated record. Gene Ontology annotation, molecular function: protein binding. The transcript has 3 exons. The coding region runs from base 85 to 825 and encodes 246 amino acids.
UUUUACCCUAUACGAGGAUAAUCACACCAUUAAUGGCUGCUCCAUGAGUAUCUACUCAGUAUAGUUCCGUCAAGCGCUACAACCAUGAGAUCAAUUCAAAGACUGCGUUUCCUUUCUUCACCAUCCCUUCUCUCACGUUUCACUCCUAGUUCUUUGCCUUUUACAUCAUCAUCUUCUUCUUCUCCUCGAAUAGAACCCACAACUGCAGCCACUCCUCUGACCCAAGAAGAGCUUACACAAAUCAAUCUACUAAUCCCACGUUUGUGCUCUUCAAAUCACCUUAAAGAAGCUGCUAAUCUCAUCACAACAGCAUUUCUCACAAACCCAUCUUUAGAAUCAAUCUCUGUUUCCAUUUUCAUUCACAGACUCUCUCUUGAACCCGACCUUACACAACCCAUGUACUUCCUCAACCGCCUUAAGUAUACCCCAAAAAUACAAUCUUUUCUAUUACCCAUUUGUAAAAUGUUAGUUUCUUUGUAUUUUAGGGACAGGGAGGCUAAGAAAGCUUUAAAGAUUUUUCAUUGGGUGUCAAGGCCUGAAUUCCCUUGUCCUGUGGAUUAUGGAUUGUGUGCUAUUUUGGUGAAUGGGUUUUGCAAGAAUGAUAUGGUUGUGGAGGGGUUGAGGGUUUUGAGGAUGAUGGCAGUUGGGAAUUUGAAGGUUGGGGGUGAGGUCAGGAUGUGGGUGUAUAGAAGUCUUUUGAGGGAGGCCAGGAUUAAGGAGGCUCAAGAGAUGAAUGAAGCUUUGAAGUAUGUUGAGAAUGGGGAGAAGGGAAAUGAGGAAGUGGUUGCUUUGUUGGAUUGUAUAAUCUCAAAUUGGAUUGAAUAGAGAGUUUUAAGAGAUAUUUGUCUUCGGAGGACAUGGCCUAGUCAAUGAAGUUGGAGUAAAGUCCAUGGGAGACUAAGGUUCAGAUCUCAAACAGAGGCAAAAUAGUUGGAUGGUUUCUUCCUUCUGCCUAAACUCUGGUGGUAGAGUUAUCCGGUACCUACACUACUGAAAGUAUACAGGUACCUAGUGGGAUAGUCAAGGUGCACACAAUCUAACUCCACCAUCAAAGAAAGAAGAAGAAAGAAUAGGAAAAGCAGGUUUCAAUUUUGAUAUAAAGAGUGGUUUUGAGGUUGUGUACCGUGUUGUUUGAACUUUUCAAUGUUAAUAGCUCUGUUUCUUAUCCCUUUACUACUAUCUUGACAACAAUGAUAAAAUUUAUCAAUAAUGCACCAUGACAGUGUUCCAAGAAAAAGGAAGAGCUUUGACAAAUAACUUAUUGUGCAACAUUAUCAGCAUUUUGCAUUACUUAACAGAAUGGUUACCAUGAUCUAGCGCUCUGCAUAUGUUUCAUGGAGAAAAGCUGGUGAAUUAUUUGUUAAAAAGGCAACCAUAUCGGGAUUCUUCUUCUCCUACUGGACUUCUUUGCUGUAUCCAAGAACAAGAAACAUGAAAAGAUCAAAGAAAAGCUACAGUAAAUACUAGUUACAAUAGGUUGUAAUGGUGAAACUAUUCCAGGUGUGUUACUCAUGCUCAGUGAUAAGAGAACAUUAAGCAUCUCAAGAAGAGAUAUCCAUAGUGUCGGGUGCUCAAUGUAUUAAAAUCUAAGGGAUGACAUCAAUCGCUUUAAGUUUGUGAUAUCUUGUUUUUCUUUGGGAUUCAGGAAGUGCUGCCAACUAUGCUAUCUGGCAUUAUUACUCAGCCCUGUUUUGGGACAUGAACAUCGUAACUCGGUCACUUAUCCAUUGAAGAUCUACUACUGUAUCCAUUGUUGCGAUUCAUUCUCAAUUGUUCCUCUACUUCAUCUUUAUGUUUGAGGGAAAAGACGAUGACUCCUUUGGGAGUUUUAUUUUGUGAUGUUAACUUUUCCUUCCAGUACCAUGAAAACUGUUGGUGGGGUACCUGGAAAUUGGAAAUCAUGUAACAGUGACUGGUGAAAUUCCAAUUGGAUAAUGAUCUUGUAGAGCCAGAUUGCCCCCUUCA